UGAACAAAGAAUAUUUUUUUGAUUGCCACAGCCCAGAUUUAAGCAUCAGAUUGUCGUACUAAAACAAAUUUCACCAUUGAGCAAUAAUUCCAAUUUGCAAUAUUUCCUCAAUUUUGGACCACGCACAAAAUCAGCCCCACUGUCCACGGGGAGUGACCACCACUGGCGAGCUUGGCAGCCAGGAAAUCAAAUUUAUUAAUGAACAAUUGAUAAGAUGGCGAACGUCGAAGAGGAACUCUUUUCCAGCUGUGCAAAUUGUUUUAAAAACUUUGAAAGUGAUGGGGACCGAAUAGUGCGGAUUUCGUAUUUCAAUGAUAACCAGAAUCAUAACAAGUCAGGAAAUCAAGAUAAUGACAUUAAGGAAGCCCAAGUGGAGGACGAAAAUGGCGAUGAACAAAAACGGGAAUCACAAGUGGAACACUUAAUUAAUGAACAUGUGGACACGUCAUCGAGUUAUCACCAUGAUUUGGGGGAAGGACAAGAAACAUUGGAAUUGUCAGUUGUCACUUUGGAAGGCGUGGGAGUUGGUGUGGGGGGGCACCACUUUCAGGUUGACGUCGAGGAGGCACAACAUUUGAUUGACUCCGGCGUAGAAGUAGAAACUGUGAGCAUAUUGGUAAAUAAGAAACCAUUCUUGGAUGCACUUAAUGCUCAAGGAAUGGAUUCUAUAAACCCCUCUGAGCAGCAGAAUCCACAAGCUCCCCACACGCUUGAAGAUCAAGAAAAGAACGAGUAUGACAGGGUCGUUGUCGUUGAAGAAGGUGUGACUGUUGUUGAAGCACUCUCAGUUAUAUUUGGCAUCCCUCUUGAAUCUGGAACCACAGCUGCUGGCGACUUUGCUUGGAAAAAAGACGAUCCUUGUGCUCUCUGUCAGAGAUGUGCCCAAGUGGUCACCAUCUUAUACUCGGCUUUCCAAGAGUUUAACUCCUUAUCCGUGGAAUCUUCAUACGUAUCGAAAGGGAUAAAACAGUUUCUUCACAGGAUAAACUCAUUGAAUCGAAUGAGCCUUCAACAAAAUGAAGGGCAUGGAUUUCAAGCUGUAGGGACAAACGAACCACAACAGUUGGUCACUCCUGACAAGACUUACACUACGACGCAUAUAAAACAUCCAACAACUUCAAGGAAAAAGGCGGCGUCAUCUGGAAGAAGAAAUUCAAGCAUAAAACGAAUGAAACUUAUUCACGAGGACGAGAUGAUUUCUGCGGACAUUAUGUCAGACGUGUCUUCUGAUUCCAAUUCUCUAUCGGAUUUGGAGAAUGAGAUAAUCGCAGAUGUCAACGAGGUUGUUCGAAAAACAAGAACAUCGAGUCGACCUCGUAUUGUUAAAAAACAAUCUUCGGAUUAUGAAGAACUCGAAUCUAGCGAAGAAGAACCAGAGGAGCCAUAUGAAGAUGACGAAGAUGAUGAUCCCAACUUUGAUGCUGCGGAGGAGAUUCAGGGCAUAAAAAUUUCCCAAGAACAACUCACGCUGAGAAGGUUGUCUGACAUAUGUGCCGGAGUGUUAGAGCACAAAGAAGAGGAUUUGCAGAUGGAUAGUGAAGGGAAAUUUAUAUGCCCGGAUCCAGAAUGUCAUAAGGCUUUCAAAGGAGUAAGGACAUUGAAUAAACAUGUCGUUAUUCACAAACUAAGAGAAACCCCAGUUUGUCCAAAGUGUAGCUUGGAAUUUGACACCUUAGAAGAACUUCACCGCCAUAUGACGUCCGUCCAUAACCCAUCCAAACUCAAACGACAGUCGCGUACCCCACUCCGGACAAAAAAGAGGAAAAUAAGACACGAUCUUGGAAGAGGAUCCGGUAAAACACAAACCUACACAUGUGUAACUUGUGGUGAAAAAUUUGGAAACACGUUGUUGCUUAUGCAACAUGAGAAAGAACAUGGUCCAGUCAACUGUCCAACCUGCGGCAAGGAGUUUUCAUCCCCUAAUUUGCUGAUGCGUCACCAAAAGGAUGUUCACGUGAAGAAAGAGAUUGACUUUUUCUGCCCAGAAUGUGGAGAAAUCUUUAAUAACUUGGAAUCGUUGUCCGCUCAUUUUGUUGAGAGCCACAACCAACAGCUCAAUUUUUGCACUCAUUGUGGAAAAUCUUUUCUCCGAUCACGAUUCUUGCUCCAGCACCUUAAAGAAACUCAUUUGAUACCAACGGAAGAUAUUAAAGUGGAAAAGUUAUCUGAUGACGAAGAGAAUGGGGAUGAGACAACGGAAGACAAUAACCCACUUCACGAGCCUGGCGAGAGGCCGAAAAAGUCGGAUCCAACUCCAUUCAAGUGCCCACAUUGCGAUAAAGAAUAUAAACGCAAAAAACAGUUGGACAUUCACAUCUUAUUCCACAAUGGGGAAGAACCACAACAUUUUUGUAAUUUUUGUUCAAAACGAUUCUUCCAAUUGAAAAGCUUGAAACGACAUCUGCUUCUUCACACCACCGACAAUCCUCAUGUUUGCGAACAAUGCGAUCGGGUUUUCCCAAGAGCCGAUCAUCUGAAACGUCACAUUGAAACUAGCCAUUCAAGUGAUGAGAAAUGCUUUCGCAAUAAAAAGAUAAAGAAAGAAUCCAAGGAUCCCGUUCAGUAUAAGUGCAAUGACUGCGAUAAAACGUUUACUCGCAAGGAGUACCUUAGGCUGCAUCAUAGAAUUCAUAGCGGCGAGAGACCAUUUAUGUGUUCUGACUGCGGAAAAACUUUUCGAGACCCUAGAAAUUUGGCACAACAUCUGGUCACGCAUAAGACGGACCGCCCAUUUUGCUGCAGUAUUUGCGGUCUUACCUUCAAGAGAGCUCAUCACUUGAAUGACCACGAAGGAACUCAUCGCGACGACGUCGCACGCCCAUUUGUCUGCGCACUACCCAAUUGUGGCAAGGCUUUCAAGCUCAAAAAACAUUUGAUCAGUCAUGAACUUGUCCAUAGUGGAACCAAAGAUCAUCAGUGUGAAGUCUGUGGUAAAGCGUUUAACAGAAAAGACAAUCUCAGGCAGCAUGUGAACAAAGUCCACGGAAAAGAAUCCUUUUCGGAUUUGAUACGAGUUCCUGCCGAAGUCCAAAUCGCACCUGGGCAGCAGGUUCAAAUCCAGGUUCAAACGCCAACUCUGGUACCAGUCACUGCCAUCACGGACGAUGGCAACAACACGACGACAAUUACAACCAUACAACUCCCUUCUCAAGUGUUUCAGGCCAUACCAGCCACGCACUUUACUUACACUCAUCUGUAAUACGUCCUUAUGUGCAAAAUUACGAGAGAUUUUUUGUUUGUGAGAAAGGAUAGAUGAAACGGAAUGCAGAUGUAUGUAUACACAAUAUUUAAUACCAUAUUUUCGAUGAUCAACAAUCUUUAAGUACAAAAAAUAUAUACUAUUUAACGUGUCCCAUAAAUAUAUCCUAGACAUUGUCAAUCGACAUAUUUGAUACAUACUAUGCGGAAUACAUUUUAAAUCUUACCCGACCAUAAAAAUUUUAAAAUAAAAUAUAUUAUAUUUAUA
Folsomia candida is the source of this 3466-nucleotide messenger RNA. RefSeq names its product zinc finger protein 420. The transcript is spliced from 14 exons. The record is from RefSeq and is a predicted model, not a curated record. Lineage: Eukaryota; Metazoa; Arthropoda; Collembola; Entomobryomorpha; Isotomidae. Gene Ontology annotation, biological process: regulation of DNA-templated transcription. Gene Ontology annotation, molecular function: DNA-binding transcription factor activity, RNA polymerase II-specific; RNA polymerase II cis-regulatory region sequence-specific DNA binding. The coding region runs from base 215 to 3199 and encodes 994 amino acids.